ACAGCUAUGCAUUUGUUAUUGUUUUUGCGUUUUGGUAUUUUGUUUGUGAAUUGAGUGCAAAUUGGAUUUUAUUAAAAAUUUAACGGAAUCAGAAAGGAAAAUAUGAAAUUUCGCUUUUGCGGAGAUGGUGAUUGCCCGGACUGGGUACUAGCUGAAAUUUACUCAAGUUUAUCAGUUCUAAGCUCUGUAAAAUUGAAAAUCCUAACCCAAAUGGUUGCAAAGAGUUUAUUGGGCGAAUUUAUUCCGGAUGAAAAACUACGAGAAACAUUCGCUGCAAAUAAACCGGAUCUAACGUCAAUCAAAUCGUCAUUCGCCUGCAUUCGAUUUCUCAUUGUUAAUGCAAUUCGUUUCAACACUGACGAUGCUACAUUCAAUGAAGAAUUACAGCAAUUGGGUCUGCCCAAGGAACACUCAUCUGCUGUGUGUCGAGUCAUGAGCGAUCAUUAUCAGGCACUGAAACAACAUCUCAUCGACACAAGUCUGAAAGUAAACGAAUUGGAAUCCAUAUCGUGUACGAUACCGAAUGAUGUCAUCGACUGCGCGCAGUUAACAUUCGAUAUUGCCAAUGAAAUUGUCGACGGAAUACCGACGAAACAAAGUCACAAAGUCAACAUUUCGAAGUUGGAUAUUGGUAUUCUCUUGAAUGAAAUGCGAACCGUUAGAAACUUGAUGGACGAGAUGAACUACGAAGAGCGGUAUAAUGGUUUGCAGACAGGAUAAACUGAACAGUGGGACGGGCUUUACAACAAAAUAUUUUUCCUAUAAAGAAAAGCUCCAGUGAUUCGUAUAGAGCUGUAGAAAAUUGACGCUAGAUGUCGCUAUAUAAAUGAAACUUGUUUAACAGUGUAAGAAAAGUGGAAACAAUAAAAUGUACGGUACAACAUGA
Messenger RNA from Bradysia coprophila, 886 nucleotides. RefSeq names its product COMM domain-containing protein 4. Lineage: Eukaryota; Metazoa; Arthropoda; Insecta; Diptera; Sciaridae. The record is from RefSeq and is a predicted model, not a curated record.